Aspergillus fumigatus Af293 is the source of this 639-nucleotide messenger RNA. Its product is annotated as SRPBCC domain-containing protein. Lineage: Eukaryota; Fungi; Ascomycota; Eurotiomycetes; Eurotiales; Aspergillaceae. The record is from RefSeq and is a predicted model, not a curated record.
AUGGCAUCUACGUCUGCAUCCCCGUCCCUUAGCUCCAACUCGACUCCCAACAUCUCCGCAUCCGACGCCGUCCUCCACCUCAACAGUGCUACGCGCAUUGACGCACCCUUACAAGAUGUCUGGAACGCCCUAAUCGACACCUCAACCUGGCCAAGAUGGAACACCUUUGUUCCGCGCGUCACCAUUCGCGAACAACCAGACACCCUCGAUGCCUCUCCCGACGCCCUCUCCCCGAUCCUUCAAAAGGGAACCAAACUGACCUUUCACGUACACAUGUAUCCCUCGUCAACUAAACCACAAAGGGUAAACGAUACACAGCUUGCAGUCAUCGAGUUUGAACCGCCCAAUCCCAGCGCCAAGAAUGCCGGGCGGAUUGUGUGGGCCAGUGACCCCAGUGCCAAGGGCGGAUUUCCUGCGUCGCUGCUGACGGCGGAAAGGGUACACGAGAUUGUGGAGGUAGAGGUUCCAGGGGAAGAUGGGCAGAUGAGGCGGGAAACUGAGGUGCGCAAUUGGGAGGCCCAGGUUGGGUAUCUGGUGUAUAUUGUGCGAUGGAUGUUUGGGGAUCGAUUGAAGGAGAACUUUGAGAUUUGGGUACGGGACUUGAAAGGGUACGUUGAGGGGAAGUCAUCCGGAGCUUGA